This is a messenger RNA of Liolophura sinensis, 768 nucleotides long. RefSeq lists its product as uncharacterized. Lineage: Eukaryota; Metazoa; Mollusca; Polyplacophora; Chitonida; Chitonidae. The coding region runs from base 75 to 479 and encodes 134 amino acids. The transcript is spliced from 3 exons. The record is from RefSeq and is a predicted model, not a curated record.
CAGACGACGUGACGUCCACCUAGAUAGUUAAUUGAAUUCUCCUAAAUUGUCCUCUUUUGAAGAAGUGCUUCGGUAUGAUUUCCAGCCAAAAUGGAGACAAUGUGAACUUGAUGGGUGAGGUCUCCGAUUUGGAAAGCAAUCACUAUCCACAGUCCAGUAGUCCAGGCAACCAUUCCAAACGUAGAGGUACUGGUACCCAACAAGGAAUGAUGGAAUAUAACCAUCACAUUCAAAUGUCAAAUGUGGAUGAUAUCAGCAAACAACUUGAUGAUAUGAAGGAAAAUCUCAUCAAAACCAGUGUCCGAUGUCAUAUGCUGGAGGUAGACCUAGCCACUCAAUUCAGUCCUUACAUGGUGGAUACACUGCGCAGUGUAAAGCAGGAGUGCGAGAAGUGCACACAAAAGAUGAAACAAGAUGAAAGAUGCCAAGCAAAAGAAAGUAAAUCUGAUGCUGAAACUGUCCCCAACAAUGAAUUCUAAAUCAAAAUUCAGUGCAACUUGGUAUUGCAUUUGAUGACCUCUUUAUUAAAGUCCAGACAUGUGUUACAAUAUUUACAGCAGUAUAUAUACAUUAAGAUGUUAUAUUUACAGAUCGUUGUCAGAAAUGUACAUAUAUGCAUAAUAUGUUAUGUACAAAUAAAUACCAUUCAAAAUACACUCUGGUCCAUAAAAGCUUUUCUGACAUAAGGAAUUCUGUUAUGUCACCUUUAACAUAAAUUUAUACUACAUUAAAAUGAGCAAACAACGCAUUGUGAAUUUGAUAAUUUCA